Messenger RNA from Trichomonas vaginalis G3, 459 nucleotides. RefSeq names its product armadillo (ARM) repeat-containing protein family. NCBI's taxonomy places the organism in Eukaryota, Parabasalia, Trichomonadida, Trichomonadidae. The transcript has a single exon. The record is from RefSeq and is a predicted model, not a curated record. The coding region runs from base 1 to 459 and encodes 152 amino acids.
AUGAUUAAAGAAAUAUCAGUGCUCCCUGAUUCCUAUGAUUUUCUUAUUAAAUCUGGAAUAAUUUCAAAAUUAUUUGAAGCAAUGCAAAGUUCAAUUUCAUUUAAUGCAAAAAAGAUCAUUAUAAAGUGCUUUUCUACAAUACUUUAUUACGCAUCAGAUGAAGUUAUUAAUUAUUUUAUUGAAAAUAAUGUGAUGGAAUAUUUAAAGAUGAGUCUUGAUUUAGUCAGAUCCAAAAAGAAUUUAGUGCAUACACUCAGCUCAAUUAGUAAUAUAGUUGAUGCUUUAAUGAAAGAGAAUAGAAUUGAUGAAUUAGAAGAAAUAUAUAAUGACUCAGACUUGUAUUCAAGAGUAGAAGAAAUUAAUGAUAAAUAUAAAGAUAGAUCCAGUGAAAGGACCGAGGAAAUUCGAAUUGAAAGCUUUUCAUUAUAUUCGAAACUUCGUGAAAUGAACUUAGAAUAA